This is a messenger RNA of Naegleria fowleri, 1308 nucleotides long. RefSeq lists its product as uncharacterized. The record is from RefSeq and is a predicted model, not a curated record. Gene Ontology annotation, cellular component: nucleoplasm. Gene Ontology annotation, biological process: DNA replication-dependent chromatin assembly; CENP-A containing chromatin assembly. The transcript has a single exon. Gene Ontology annotation, molecular function: histone binding. Lineage: Eukaryota; Heterolobosea; Eutetramitea; Acrasida; Naegleriidae. Bases 1 to 1308 code for a protein of 435 amino acids.
AUGUCUGAGGAAGAAAACACUAUCAACACACACGUUCCCACGGCAGAGGACGAUCUUGCCGAGAUUGACGAAGUUGUGGAAGGUGCUCUCGAAGAGGAGAAUGAUGAUGUCGGAGGAGAGGAAUUACCAAAUUCAAGCAAUGAAAUUUCACUCCAGGAUCAUCUCGUGAUGAAUCAAGAUGCUCUUCUGAAGGCUCUCGACAACUAUUGUGAAUAUAAGAGAAGAAUCAAUGCUUCAGAAAAACAGUUGGAAGGAGAAGAAUUGGAACAAGCACUCACCUUUCUGGAUGAAGCCAUUGAAAUCAUGGGCAAUCAAAUUGUGAGGGAUCGUGAGGAGCAAUUCGGAGAGACCUCUGUGGAGUGUGGAGAAAUCCUCAUUCCUUAUGCAGAGAUGUUGAUUGCACGUGGUCGCUAUCAAGCCGAUAAUUUGGUUUCAAAGCAAGUGACCAGUGCUAUUAAAAAGAGGAAAAUGAGAGAACAAGGAUAUACGGAACACGACCAACAAGAGGAAGAAGACGAAGAAGAAGAAGAUUGUUUUGAAGUAGCUUGGGGAGUGUUAGAGUUAGCUCGUGUUUCCAUGUUACGAUAUUUGGUGAGUGGCAAUGUGACAUCUCCAAGUGAAAUGCAACUCAAUUAUCGAAUGAAACUUGCUCGUGUGCAUUCUCUAUUGGGAGAAUUGAGUGCUGAGACUGACAUGUUUUCACAGGCUGUUCUUGAAUAUAGAAAGGCUUUACAAAUCUAUGAAAAAGUGUUGGAAGAAUCGGAUGACAUUGGAUUUAAUUUAUUUAGACUUGCAGCAAACAUUUUCCACAAGAGAGAUGAUUUUAAAGUCGAUUUGUUACAAAAAAUUGCUGAGACAAAUCUAGAAAUUGUGAACUGUCUCACGACGGACGGUAUUGAAGGAGAAGAGGUUUUAGAAUUGUAUGAAAAAGCAGAGAAGGCUCUCCAACAAUCGGUUGAAUUUCGACAAAAAGCCAUCGAAAACGACAAGUCCAUCGUGUCAGAUUUGAAGGAACGAAUUAUCGAAAUGAGAAAUACGUUGAUUCAUGUUCAAUCAGGAGGAAUACCAUCACCUGAGAGAAUUGAUGCACGCAAGAUUUUCAGCGAGGUCAUUACGAAUCGAAUGGGAACCACUCAACUAGGAUUUGGAAAUAAUAACAGUGCUGAAAGCUCCUCAUCCGCACAACAAGCUGAAACUGAAGUACACAUUCUACAACCAAGAAAGAGAAAAUUGGAUCAGAGCUCAAUCGCGGAGGAUGUGCCAUCUGCUAAUGCCUCCUCCUCUGAGACGAAGAAAACAAAGCAGUAG